GCUGCAAAAAGCAACAGGAAACAAUAACAACACAAAUAAAAACACGUUCAACAAUUGUGGGUGCAGCUGCGGUUUUGGCCAUAUUAUAUUUUAUAUACACCUUCUUACCAAUUCACAAAGAAGCAUAUUUUGUUGCAAUUUUUUUGUUGAAAAUGUGUGAAACGCCGAAAUUCUGAUUGAAUACCAACAGAACUACUAUUUUGCAAUUAGUUUAGGAAACAAAGUGCUUAUUAAAAAAUAACAAGUUUGUAACAUAUUGAGUGUCGGAAGAAUUCAUUGAGUACGUCGAGAAUUGUAAGAAAGAAGAGCUUAAGAAAAAAUGAGUAUUAACAACAGCAAAAAAAUAUGAAUGCCUAGAGCGAAAGCAUCAAAAAAGCUAGCGACUGGCGGGGCAGUGCUAGUGACGGUAGAAUCGUCUUCAACAGUAGCUAGGCAAAAAGACAAAAAUAUUACAAACCGUUAAUGUUGUUGUGCUACGAAUUGAGAUGGUGACGGUGAGUCGUCAGCUAGAAGUCAUGAUCUGUGAGACUCAACACUUGCGUUAGUACGUUUUGGCCACAUCACGCAGACGGUCGAAUAACGACGGUUCACUACGUUAAAUGCAAAUACACUAGGUAGUAGCGGUAAAACUGGAUUUGGAUUUCUAAAAAAUUGUGCCAUAGCGAAAGAAGUACAAACUAAACGACGAUUAAACGCACUAACCAAAAAGCUAAUGAAUUGACAUUAGCAUAAAAUUCCAUUUUCGAUUGGUGUAGAAUCAAAGGCGAAAGUUGGAUGUCCGAGUAGAAGUAGAGCCGCAAUAUACUACGUAUAACUAACCUAAAUGAGAGCGGAUUAUUUACUAUCGGAAUAAUUUGCUUCGGACUUCUAGUCUACGGUAAUGCGUAUACCGUCGACGACGUAUUCACAUCCCUGCUCCUUUAAGUUUGAAAACGACAACAAAAGAACACCCACUCACCAUCACAAUUGUACAUUUCACCACCUCCCGUAUACUGCACCUAGCUAGCCUUUAGCACACAAUUAAACAUGUUGCGUUCCUUGCGUUCUUUUUACGGGAAAACGAUAAUUUUUGCAUUGGUUACGCUCUGCUUUAUACUUUACAUUAAAGUGCUGCAAGUAGAAGACACUAUAAGAGAAACACAAAUUCAAAAUGCAAAAUUAAAAGGCUUACAGGAACACAACGAUGUACUACCUAAAGAAGAAAAUUUCGAACACCGAGCGCGCAUCAACCCACGACAUCGUGCGUUUGAUCUACCUAAUAAUGUUGAAAUCUCGGAACCAAAACAAAUUGAAUCAACCGAAUCAAUCUAUGAGUUAAGCAUACGUAUGGAUUUGGCGAAACAAGAUCCAGCACUAGGCGCACUUGGUACCGCUACACAUUUGAGUGGUGAAGCAGCACGUCGCGGCGAUGAAAUUUACAAAAAGAUUUCACUAAAUCAAGAAAUCAGCGAAAGAUUAUCUUAUAAUCGUACUCUAGCAGAUUCGCGCCAUCCAGCAUGCUUGCGGCAGACUUUUGAUGUAACCACGCUGCCUAGCACUAGUGUCAUCGUAAUAUUCUACAAUGAACCAUACUCAGUGCUGGUGCGUACAGUGCAUAGUACUUUGAAUACAUGCAAUGGAAAACUGUUGAAGGAAAUCAUUUUGGUUGAUGAUGGUAGCACAAAUGAGGAGCUGCACGGUAAAUUGGAUUAUUAUAUCAGUACGAGAAUACCGAAUGGAAAGGUGAAAGUGCUGCGGCUUAAAAAUCGUCUCGGUUUGAUACGCGCCCGUUUGGCCGGCGCUCGUAUAGCCACCGGUGAUGUGCUCAUCUUCUUGGACGCACAUUGUGAGGCGAAUAUUGGUUGGUGUGAGCCACUGUUGCAGCGCAUCAAGGAAUCGCGUACGAGUGUUUUGGUGCCCAUUAUUGAUGUGAUCGAUUCGAAAGAUUUCCAAUACAGCACGAAUGGCUAUAAAUCAUUCCAGGUUGGUGGUUUCGAGUGGUCGGGUCACUUCGAUUGGAUUGAAGUGUCGGAUCGCGAGAAGAAACGUCAAUUGCGUGAAUGCAAUCAACCUCGCGAAAUAUGCCCCGCCUACAGUCCAACUAUGGCGGGUGGUUUGUUUGCAAUCGAUCGACGCUAUUUCUGGGAUAGUGGGAGUUAUGAUGAGCAGAUGGAUGGCUGGGGUGGUGAAAAUCUUGAGAUGUCCUUUAGAAUUUGGCAAUGCGGUGGCACAAUUGAGACAAUACCUUGUUCGCGUGUGGGACACGUUUUCCGUGAUUUUCAUCCAUACGAAUUCCCCAACGAUCGCGACACACAUGGCAUCAACACCGCGCGCAUGGCGCUCGUCUGGAUGGACAGCUAUGUGAAUCUCUUCUUCCUCAAUCGUCCCGACUUGAAAUUCCAUCCGGACAUCGGCGAUAUGACACACCGCAAGUUGUUGCGUAAGAAAUUGCGUUGCAAGAGCUUCAAUUGGUAUUUGGAAAAUAUCUACCCCGAGAAAUUCGUGCCGACCAAAAACGUGUUGGCCUACGGCCGUAUACGUGCGCUCAGCAAAGACCUGUGCGCAGACGAUUUGUCGCAGAACAAUGAGAAACCCUACAAUUUGGGUAUAUUUUGGUGUGCCAAAAAGCUGACGAAAUCACAAUUCUUCACCUUAACGAACACGCAAGUGCUGCGCAACGAGCUCAGUUGCGCCACCGUGCCGCACAGUGGUGGCGAUGUGCGCGUCGUCAAGAUGGUGUCGUGCAUGGACAACGACGACUACAAUGAGCAGUGGAGCUACGAGAACGAGCAUCUGAUACACGUAAACACAGGGCUGUGCUUGGACCACAUGGAGCUGCGCAGUUCCGAUGAGAUACAAGUGGCGCGCUGUGACAGUGACAGUGAGACGCAACGCUGGACCAUACAGCAUGACAAGUUGCUGUGAGAGUGUAAAGCGGCAGGCAAUUUAGUACUAAGUCGAAAGUUAAAGCCAUUGUGUAAAUAUUGAGAACACUUUAUAUAUUCAUAUAUCUAUAUGUGUACAUAUGUAUGUGUAACACACAUUAAUUAAUUUGAUGUAUUAAUUUUUGACAACAUCACACUGUGUAAUGUAAUUAGUAAACGCAAAUUUAUUUUUUUUUUUGUGGAACGUAAGUUGUACUGUGUUGCUAAUUACAUAUUUUAAUGACCUCUAAAGUUAGUCGCUGUUGUAGAAACAGCUUUUUCUCUCGCGAAAAUCGGUAAUUAUGUAAAAAAUGCAUUCCUUAUGACACUGGUGGUGUAGUCACACUUACCUAACGGUGUUUGUAGUUAGCUAAAAUAUAUUUUUAUGUAAUUUAAAGUAGUUACAAAUACAGUGAAAACUACAAUAACAACAAUAUUUUUUUUUUGUUACGAAUACACAAACACUACGCAAAUCUCACAGUUACUAAAACUCGAAUUACUAAAUGACAAUAAAACACGCAUUUUGAUGACAGUUAUGACAGUUAAAAUACACAAAUAGUUAGUAAAUAGACAAUAUUAUUCGUAUCGUAUCGUAAAUUUUGUUUUUUGUUUCAAAUUUGCAUUUACCUCUUUUCUUAAAUACUAAGUAGCAACGUAUAUAUUGAUUGUAUAAAUAUUUAGUUUUAAUUAUACAAAACUAUAGCAUACAAUGUUAACUAGAAAUCUACAUAUAUACCCUUUAUGUAUAAUAUGUAUGUCUAUUGCGCUGUGCCCGUCCUCGUAUAUAUAUAUUUUAUACCUCUUUCUCAUGCUUUCAAUGCAAGUAAAAUUAUUAUUGAUUUAUGAUUAAAUUAUUAAAAAAAAUUUAAUAAUUUGUGUAACGGAAAAAUUAAUUAAAUAGUAAUGUAUAAAAAUUAAAAAAAAAAAUUAAUUUUUUCCAACACAAUAUUUAUUUUUUUAAACAAAAAAAUAUAGAUUUUUUUUAAUUCUCCUAGCAUAUUAAAUUUCUUAUAUUAAAUAUGACGCAUACAUGAUAAUUAUUUAAACCAGUGUUUUUUAAUAAUAUUGUUGUUUUUUUUAAGAAUAAGAAUUCAAUUUUUUUUAUAAAUUUUUUUCACACAAAGCCUUACUUUUUUUAAUUUCUUAUAUUUUUCUUAUAACAACAAAUACAUUUAUUAUUAAUAUUUGCUAUAAAAUGUACCAGAAAAACGUUUAUACACACAAUUUUCCUUAUAAAUACUCGUGUGGUGAUCAUAUAAACUGAAUACAUAAAAAUAUAAUAAAAAUAAUUAAUAAAUAGAUCCAAAAAUAGAAAUAAUUAUCAAAUUAAAAAAUUGCAAGCAUAAUUUUUUGUAAAAGAAAAAAAAACUUAAGGCACCCGAUAUUAGAUAUUUGCAACAUUUAUACAGGCAGCAAAAUUUAUAGCAAAAAAAUAAAUAUAUUUUUUAUAUACAAGGUCAUGAUAAGGAACAUUAUAAUUCACUACUACAAAAAAAAUAAUAGAAUAAAAUAAAUAAAUUAAAAUAUUUAUAUAUACAUUAUUUUAUUAAAUGAAAAAAAUGUAUAAGAAUUUAUAAAAUAUGCUAUAUACUUAAAGAUAUAUACAUACAUAUACAUUCUUCCCAUACCAAUAAAAAAAAUAUAUAUAUAUUGUAUAUACACAUUAACAUAUUACUGUUGUAAUAUAUUAAUAAUAUUGGCUAAGUUCCUUUUGAUACAAUUCGCUAUAAUAAAAAUUUUAAAUCAUAAAAAAAAGAAAUUAAAGUAAAACAGUGACUUCUAUAAAUAUACAUAAAUAAAUAUAUAUAAAAUAUUAUGAAACAUACACACAUAUAUAACUACAUAUAUAUAAAUACAUAUGUAUAUAUAGUAUAAUAAUAAAUAAAUAAUUACUUUUUACAUAAUAUCAAAAAAAAAAAUAAUUUACACUCACUAAAUUGUGUCCUAGAAAUAUACAUACCUAUUAAAUGUACUUACAUAUAUAUAAUUGCAACUCUGUGGUAAAAAUCUUGUAAACUUUUCAAGCGAACCACCAUAAAAGUCAAUUCAGAUGAUUUUUUUUUAAACAUAGGAAAGGGGUCAGCGGAUACAAAUAUAUAUAAAAUUCAAUUAUCAAAAUAAUAAAAAAAAAUCAAAAUUAAAACUAAAUUGAAAAUAAUUUUUGAAUAAAUAAAAUUUGAAUAAAGAUUAAUAAUUUUGUCACUAAAAAAUAUAAAUUUUUUAAUAAUUUUUACAAAAAUAAUUUUAUAUUUUUUUAUUAAUUUUAUUUGUUAAAUUAAAACUGAACUAAAAAUUAUAAAAAUAAAUUUCAAACAAAUACAAUUUAAAUAAAAAAUAAUAAAAUAAUUUUGACAUUAAAAAAUAAAAGUAUUUUUAAAUAAGAGAAUAUAUUUUUUAAAGACAAAUAAUAGUAAUAAUAGUCGGCGGAAAAGUCGUUUAUUAUACUUUGGAUCUUAACUUGGAUUUAUGCUUGAUAAAUAGAUCAUAAAUUGAUCCUCCUUUGUUUUUGUAAUAUGUUAAGUUUGUAUAAUAUAAAUUCAUAAAUACGAUGUUGUUGUAUCGGAUAAUUUUGAAAAAAGAGUUGAUAACACCAAGUGCGAAGAAACAAACUCCGUAGCUGCUUUUAAGAAUAGCUAGAUGACAGGCUUCUAAAUAAUAUUAAGGGGUUAUAUACAGUUAAAAUUUUCAAAAAAUCGAUUUUUUUUUAUUUCAUUUUCUUAAUGUACAUAUAUUUAAGAAUACACACAGAAAAUUUCAUAUCGUUGCGGUGAAUAUUUUCAAAGUUACAAGCAAAAAAGAAAAAUUUGAAAAGGCGUUUCAGAGUGCUUGGAAGUACAAGGUCCAAACUUUAAACGCGUUUUUCUCAAAAUGGUGUUUUCAAAGUCGGUGACCAACAUUACUCGAAAACGUCUAGAACGAUUAGUCUCAAAUUUUAACACGACCUUCUUAAAUAUAUUUUUUAGUGAUUAAUCGAAGAUUUUUUCUCUCCGAUAAAUAUUUUUUUUUUUUAUAAACAAUUUAAAGCCGAAAUACCGGUGAAGAAACGAUUUUUUUUUUUGAGAAACCGCCAUUUUGUCAAAAAAUUUUAUUUUGCUUAUACCUUCGAUUAAUUACUAGAUUUAACAUUAUUUGAACGAAAUCUAUUUGGUUUUUUAAAUUUGGAUGAUCCAGUUCCGAGUAGUGGUCACCGCAAAAUGUCUUUUUUGAGAGGAGCUCCUGGAGAUCUGCUGUAGCUCUUUUUCAAAUAAAUAUUUUUA
Zeugodacus cucurbitae (melon fly) is the source of this 6160-nucleotide messenger RNA. It is a transcript of the gene Pgant1, whose product is annotated as polypeptide N-acetylgalactosaminyltransferase 1. NCBI's taxonomy places the organism in Eukaryota, Metazoa, Arthropoda, Insecta, Diptera, Tephritidae. Gene Ontology annotation, cellular component: Golgi apparatus. The record is from RefSeq and is a predicted model, not a curated record. The transcript has 4 exons. The coding region runs from base 1027 to 2904 and encodes 625 amino acids.